AUGGAAGAUACUACUGCAAAGAGCAACAUAAGCAAUGAAGACGAUGACCAGUCGAUGCAACCUCCUUCAGCAAUGCUGUCUCUCCUGGACAAGUAUUCCAGGAUGGAGGCCCAAAUGACACAUGUGCGUCAAGAGACCACGCGAAUUCAGUUAGAGAUUCAGGCACGAAAUUCUAGUGCUGAAAAGCUUGCGGAAGAACGCCAAGGGAUGAUUGUGGAGCAAGAACGUUUCUCCAAAGAAACAAAAAUCCUCCAAGAAGACGCCAAGAUAGCUCGUCAAAAGCUAAAUUCAACCCAACAAGAGGCACUGCAAGCAAAAGAAAGGAAGGAAGAAGCGCGGCGAAACUUGGACAGACUAGAAAUGCAAUCGAAAGAAUAUCGACGACGGUUCUUCUAUUCCUCACAAUCCUUUCGGAACGAGUGCAAGAAACGCAAAGUUACCUGUCAAGCAUUGGGAUUGACCCGUGCACCUUUGGUUGCUCAUGCGAUGGAAGCAUCCAAACAGCGACGGGAACAACUCAAAAAACAGAAGGACGACCUUUUGAGCCGAUCAAGGGAUCGACGUCAACGAAAAACUAGUCUUGAAGCACAGCUGGGUCGUAUUUUGAAGGAUAUUGACAUGCUCAAUAGUCGAAUCCAAGGCGAGAAGCGACCUACUACUAUUUCCACUCAGGCCACAACAAAUUCGAAUUCCACUUUUGUACUUCCAGCAGCACGAACUACUGCAGGUGGUGCCAGUAAGAUACUUUUGAACAAUCCGUACGCAAAAUGCAAUCGAAAGCAAUCACCGCCAUCAUCGUUGUCAAGUACUAAAGCAAUGAAUCCACGGCGAAAAUCGAGUCCCAAAGGCUCUGACGCUACCAUAGAACAAUAUCCUCAUAUAGUGGGGCGUCAACGAGCUCCUCGGGGUUUUGGACUGUCUCUGCGCAUUGAAGAUGGCAUUGAUGAUUCGGAUGAUGACGAUGAUGAUGAUUUACUAUCGUUUGUUGGCUUUCGCAAGUAA
This is a messenger RNA of Cylindrotheca closterium, 1002 nucleotides long. NCBI's taxonomy places the organism in Eukaryota, Bacillariophyta, Bacillariophyceae, Bacillariales, Bacillariaceae. The record is from the annotation of a GenBank genome assembly.